Messenger RNA from Exophiala bonariae, 3636 nucleotides. It is a transcript of the gene RSE1, whose product is annotated as pre-mRNA-splicing factor rse1. NCBI's taxonomy places the organism in Eukaryota, Fungi, Ascomycota, Eurotiomycetes, Chaetothyriales, Herpotrichiellaceae. Gene Ontology annotation, cellular component: nucleus; U2 snRNP. The transcript has 3 exons. Gene Ontology annotation, biological process: mRNA splicing, via spliceosome. Gene Ontology annotation, molecular function: U2 snRNA binding; protein binding. The coding region runs from base 1 to 3636 and encodes 1211 amino acids. The record is from RefSeq and is a predicted model, not a curated record.
AUGGCGACGACAAGUUCGAUGUUCAUGUAUAGCUUGACUAUACAACCUCCUUCAGCCAUUACUCAAGCUGUUCUAGGUCAAUUUGCUGGUACAAAAGAGCAACAAAUCAUCACGGCUUCUGGUUCGAAGCUCACCAUCCACAGACCCGACCCUACUCAAGGGAAAAUCUCCCCAAUCUUCACCCAAGACUGUUUUGGCAUUAUCAGGACCUUAGCAGCAUUUCGACUCGCUGGUAGUAGCAAAGAUUAUCUCAUCGUGGGUUCCGAUUCUGGGCGCAUUACGAUCCUAGAGUACCUCCGAGACCAGAACCGCUUCAACCGCGUCCACCUAGAGACCUUUGGAAAAUCUGGUAUCCGCAGAGUUAUCCCUGGCCAGUAUCUAGCGGUAGAUCCCAAGGGCAGAGCAUGUCUUAUUGCCUCGGUCGAGAAGAACAAACUCGUCUACGUCCUCAAUCGAAAUGCGCAGGCCGAGUUAACAAUUUCGUCUCCAUUGGAAGCACAUAAGCCUUCGACGCUGGUGUUUGACUGUAUAGCGCUCGAUGUCGGUUACGAGAAUCCCAUAUUUGCUGCCCUCGAGGUAGACUACAGCGAGGUCGACCAAGAUCCUAGCGGACAGGCGAUGGAAGAGGUGGAAAAACUUUUGGUAUUCUACGAAUUGGAUCUUGGUCUAAACCACGUGGUUCGAAAAUGGGCAGAACCAGUUGCAAGAGGCGCCACAAAACUGUUUCAGGUACCUGGAGGAUCUGACGGCCCGAGUGGAGUGUUGGUUUGCUCAGAAGACAACAUAACAUAUCGUCACUCCAACCAGGACGCAUUUCGUGUCCCAAUUCCGCGAAGGAGAGGCAUCCUUGAGAACCCCGACCGCAAACGAAACAUCGUCGCUGGUGUCAUGCACAAGAUGAAAGGCCAAUUCUUCCUGCUACUUCAAACCGAGGAUGGUGACCUUUUCAAGGUUACUAUCCAGAUGGUCGAGGAUGACAAUGAUCAGCCUACUGGAGAGGUCAAGUCCUUGAAGAUCAAAUACUUCGACACAGUCCCAACUGCCAAUAGUCUCCACAUUUUGAAGAGCGGAUUUCUCUUCGUGACAGCUGAAAGCGGAAACAACCAUUUUUAUCAAUUUGAAAAGCUUGGCGAUGAUGAUGAAGAGACCGAAUUCUCUAGCGACGACUAUCCCGCAGAUCCAACCGAUGACUACCAGCCAGCCUUUUUCCACCCUCGACCCUUGUCCAACCUAAAUCUGGUACAAAGUAUCGACUCCGCAAAUCCUUUGAUGGACAGCAAAGUUGCCAAUCUUCUAGAUGAAGAUGCACCUCAGAUCUACUCAAUAUGUGGCGCAGGAGCUAGGAGCAGUUUCAAAACUCUCAAGCAUGGUCUGUCAGUUAGCGAGAUCGUCGAAUCUGAGCUUCCGGAUAGACCUGAAGCUGUUUGGACCACCAAGUUAACUAGAGAUGAUGAAUAUGAUGCUUACAUUGUAUUAUCAUUUCGCACAGGAACACUUGUCCUCAGUAUUGGUGAGACAGUAGAGGAAGUCACCGACACUGGUUUCCUUUCGACGGCCCCGACUCUUGCAGUCCAACUCUUAGGAGAGGAUGGCUUGGUUCAAAUCCAUCCCAGGGGUAUUCGACACAUCAGAGCUGACAAGAGAGUGAACGAGUGGCCAGCCCCUCAGCAUCGGUCAAUUGUGGCUGCAACGACCAACGAGCGACAAAUCGCUGUGGCACUCAGUUCUGGUGAAAUCGUCUACUUCGAGCUGGAUACAGAUGGUUCACUUGCCGAGUACGAAGAAAGAACAGAAAUGAAUGGCACUGUCACUUGCUUGAGUCUAGGUGACGUUCCUGAAGGAAGAGUCAGAAGCUCUUUUCUCGCUGUGGGUUGUGAUGAUUCUACUGUCAGGAUCCUCAGCCUUGACCCGAACUCAACAUUAGAAAGCAAGUCAGUGCAGGCGCUCACGUCUGCACCGUCUUCACUUUCAAUCAUGGCCAUGUCAGACUCGACCUCUGGAGGAAGCACGCUCUAUCUACAUAUUGGGCUUUACUCUGGUGUCUACCUCCGGACAGUCCUGGACGAGAUUACUGGGGAACUUUCUGACACUAGGUCACGGUUCCUGGGCAUAAAGCCUGCAAAACUCUUCCGAGUCUCAGUCAGCGGACAAGCCGCUGUUAUGGCAAUUAGCUCCCGAUCAUGGCUAGGGUAUACCGACACCCAAACGAACGGCUUCAUGCUAACACCUCUUGACUAUGUCGGUCUCCAAUACGUAUGGAAUUUCACGAGCGAGCAGUGCUUGGAAGGAAUGGUCGGAAUUCAGGGCCAAAACCUGAGAAUAUUCACGAUCGAAGACCUAUCACGAAAUCUUUUACAGCACAAUAUACCCCUCCCCUAUACACCCAAAAAGUUCGUCAAGCAUCCUGAUCAGCCACUAUUUUACGUCAUUGAAGCCGAUAACAAUGUUCUGGCACCUGCCACUAGAGCGAAAUUGCUAGCGGACUCGACCGCAGUGAACGGUGAUGCUGUAAUUUUGCCACCAGAGGAUUUUGGACAUCCCCGCGGAAGAGGGCACUGGGCGUCAUGCAUUCAGAUCAUAGAUCCGGUCAACGCGAAAGCAGUCGUGUUUACUCUUGAGCUGGAAGACAAUGAAUGUGCGACAAGCAUUGCCAUUGCUCCAUUUUCAGGUCAAGAUGAUGAAGCAUUUUUGAUUGUGGGCACGGCGAAAGACUUGGUUGUAAGCCCUCGAUCUUAUUCGGGAGGAUUCUUGCAUGUGUAUCGCUUUCAUGAAGAGGGCAAAGAACUCGAAUUCAUCCACAAAACCGCCAUGGAGCACCCUCCCACUGCUCUACUGGCAUUCCAAGGUCGACUACUGGCAGGAAUCGGGUCUGAUUUGAGAAUCUAUGAUCUCGGCAUGAAACAAAUGCUCCGAAAAUGCCAGGCGCAAGCAAGUCCAAACCUUAUUGUCAAUCUUCAAACUCAAGGAAGUCGAAUCAUCGUUGGUGACAUCCAGGACGGCAUUACAUAUGUCGUGUACAAAUUUCAAGAGAACAAAUUGAUACCGUUCGCCGACGAUGUUAUUGCCCGUUGGACGACCUGUGCUGGUAUGGUUGAUUAUGAAACUACGGCUGGCGGAGAUAAAUUUGGCAAUCUCUGGCUUCUCAGAUGUCCUGCGAAAGCAUCCGAAGAAGCAGACGAGGACGGAUCUGGAGCUCAUUUGACCCACGAACGACAAUAUCUCAGCGGUGCGCCAAACCGACUCAGCUUGAUGACACACUAUUUCCCCGGCGACAUUCCGACUAGCAUUCAGAAAACCAACCUUGUACCCGGUGGUCGUGAUGUUGUUUUCUGGACCGGUUUGCAAGGCACACUGGGAAUGCUCGUGCCGUUUGUGAGCCGAGAAGAUGUCGACUUCUUCCAGUCUCUCGAGAUGCAACUCGCCUCUAACAACGGCAACCCACCUCUCCUUGGAAGAGAUCACCUCAUAUACCGAUCCUACUACGCACCAUCAAAAGGCACCAUCGACGGUGACCUCUGCGAAACAUUCUUCUUGUUACCCAACGACAAGAAAUUGCAGAUCGCCGGCGAGCUCGACCGAUCCGUGCGAGAAAUUGAGCGCAAACUUUCCGAUAUGCGAACACGUGUGGCGUACUAA